This is a messenger RNA of Penicillium pulvis, 1929 nucleotides long. RefSeq lists its product as uncharacterized. The transcript has 4 exons. The coding region runs from base 1 to 1929 and encodes 642 amino acids. The record is from RefSeq and is a predicted model, not a curated record. Lineage: Eukaryota; Fungi; Ascomycota; Eurotiomycetes; Eurotiales; Aspergillaceae.
AUGCAUUUUAAAUUGCCAGACAGAUCUCGGGAGCUGAUCUCUCCUCUGGUGGGACCAAGCUCUAGCAAUGCUCUUGUCCUCUCUGGUUCUGGAAUUGGCUCUGCUACUUCUGCCUCUGGGGCUACUCCUGAUCCUUCUGUCCACAUGCCAUCACGUCCCCUGGAGCAGGCAUACCAGCUGGCUCCUUUGGAGAGUGUGAAUCACACUUGCAAUGGCCCCACAACUGCAAUUCCUUCGUUUUCCUUUGCGAUGAAAGGCAACCGGGAGCCUCAGCCUGAGGUCCCGGCUUGGCAACUUUUUGAAGCGAGCAUGUUGCAAGCUUUGAACCCUGACGCUCAGGUUUCAGAUGGCACAGAAGAGGUGGCCCCAAUUCCUGGUUCCAACUCUCCGUGUGUGAUUUCUCGUGGGGAGAGCGCAGGACGUGAAAUUGGCCCGUCCAAUCUACAUGAUCUGGACUUGAUCGAGGAUCCUCCGGGUGAUCUUCCCAUGAGUGCGGAAUUUGGGAAGAUACCCCGGUCCAUGUACGGCGUGUGUGAUGCAGUACAGCCUGCCCCAAAGCCAACUACGAUGGGGUCGGUCGACGUGGAGCAGCUUCAGGACAGCGAGGUCCUGUUCCUCUUUGGAGUAUUUGCUAUCAUGGCCAGGUUGAACCCACGAUAUCAGUUCAAAUAUGGUGGCCUUGGCGGCGAAAGGGUCGGCAUGAAGCUUACCCUGUAUGGCCACACAGUCUUUGCGGAGCCCAACAGUGCCUCGGCCAACGAAGCCAGAGUCUUGGGCUGCAGAAGAGCUCUGGCAAAACUGCGGGAGAAUAACCUGCAGUGGCCAGUACCCCCCGAGCCCAAUUCUGGUUGUCCCACUGGCCCAGAGUGGAACUGGCCGGCACUACUCGAAGAGUUUUGCGAGAAGGAGAACUGGUCAUUCCCUAUUUACAAUCCCACUUUGUAUGGCUCUAACACUGAAAUUGAGUGGCAUUGCGACAUUUCUGUGAAUGGCCGUGUUUUCCGCACGGGUUGUCCAUCUUACAGGCCGGAACAAGCACAGAACACAGCGGCUCACAUUGCCUUGCACACAGUGUUGGUGCAUGCAAAUAUUCCCCCAGAGUUCAUCUUACCAUUUGACGACCCAUCUUUCGAAUUUAAAAAGGCAAGUGGUUUCAAAUUCAAGGAAGAGGCUUCGGCUGACACCGUCACUGUGACUCCUAUGUCGGGUUUGCCGGCUCGUAUCCUGAACAGCUCUAUGCCGGCUUCUGUCAUGGACAGCAUGGAAGCAGCCUUCACCUCGCGCGGCCCGCGUGGCUCGCGUGGCAACGGCAAAGGAAAGAAGGCACAGAAGAGGCUUGCAAGACGUGGUCCCAAGCCGCUGAACAAGUCUGUGAAGGCUCCGACUCUUCCCAAGACUGGCAAAGGAUCGAACCCUCCCAAGACUGACCCAGACUCGAAUCUCAUUCCUUUGACCAAGAGUCGCUUGGCUCCUCUUGUGAUAAAGCCGGCGGUUGUUGAGGAUCCCCUGGCUCGCCUGAGGAACAUGCAACGGGAGCUUGGAGGAAUGGCUACCGACUCGUCCUAUCACGCGCUUUUGACUCGUAUGUGUUGUGUUCUGAAAGCCAAUAUGCCAGAGAUUCGUUAUGAGAAGAAUCCGGAUGAUUCUUCGCCAACCGGUUGGAUGAUCCGCGCCUGGUUUGAUCUCAAGGAUCCAUACCUGAGCCGCGCCAGUCCAAUCAUGUUGGCAACAACCCCCAAGAUGGAUGAGAAGGUUGCAAACUCUCUCGGUGUCAAGAAAUUAAUGCUUUAUCUUCUCCGUAUGACCCAGGAGGACGUUGGUCUCACCUCGUUGGAACCAGGUUACGCCAGGGACUUUCCGUUUUUGAAGGCGUUGGAAGUGGAGAUUGAGCAACGUCUGAUGAAAGAUGCCGUGAAAUUGUCCAAGUAA